Sus scrofa (pig) is the source of this 861-nucleotide messenger RNA. NCBI's taxonomy places the organism in Eukaryota, Metazoa, Chordata, Mammalia, Artiodactyla, Suidae. The record is from RefSeq and is a predicted model, not a curated record.
AUUAAUAGGGAGAUGAUAAAUGAUAGCUACUUUGGUGGAUUUAUACUCCUUGGAUUUCCAGGGCAGCCUCAACUGGAGAUGAUCAUCUCUGGGGUUGUCUUUUUCUUCUACACUAUUGCCUUGAUGGGAAAUAUCGCCAUCAUUGCGCUGCCAUUACUAGAUGAACGUCUCCAAACUCCCAUGUACUUCUUCCUUAGAAGUUUGGCCAUUUUGGAUCUCUGUUAUACCUCAAAUAUAGUCCCACAAAUGUUGGUCAACGUUUGGGGUAAAGACAAAAAAAUCUCCUUUGGUGGCUGUGCCUCUCAACUUUUCAUCGAUGUGACAUUAUGCACAGUUGAAUGCAUGCUUCUGGCUGUGAUGUCUUAUGACCGAUUCAAUGCUGUCUGCAAGCCUCUACACUAUAUGACCAUAAUGAACCCCCAACUCUGUGGAGGCCUGGUGGCCAUGACCUGGGUAAUUGGUAUCAUUAAUUGCAUGAUACUGUCUCCCUAUGCUAUGAGUCUUCCUCGAUGUGGGAACCACCACCUGGAUCACUAUUUUUGUGAAAUAUCUGCAAUGGUCAAAAUUGCAUGUGUGGACACAACAGCCAUGGAAGAAACCGUAUUUGCAUUGUGUUUUUUUAUUUUCCUCACACCACUUCUUCUCGUUCUGGUUUCAUAUGGCUUCAUUGCUGUAGCUGUGCUCAAGAUCAAGUCUGCGACAGGAAGGCAAAAAGCAUUUGGGACCUGUUCCUCUCACCUCAUUGUGGUAUCCAUCUUCUAUGGGACUGUUAUCUACAUGUACAUCCAGCCAGGAAACAGUCCAAAUCAGGAUGAGGGUAAACUUCUCAGUGUCUUUUAUUCCAUUGUUACUCCCGCUUGA